Molecule: messenger RNA, 2388 nt
Organism: Cotesia congregata
Lineage: Eukaryota; Metazoa; Arthropoda; Insecta; Hymenoptera; Braconidae
Source: the annotation of a GenBank genome assembly
CGACGGCGACUUAGCAUCUUGUCUGGAAGGUGGUUGACUCAGCUAGCUCAGGUACUUGAUAUGAUCGAGAGUGUAUCAAGACGAGCGCUGAGUGGCUCCAGUGGGAGCUACCACGUUCGAGGAGCCGAGCUGGCGCGCGAUCGCAGAUUGAAGUCACUUGCAGCUACUGUAGUUUUUCUCGAUGAAACCCAGCAUACCUUUCAGCUUGAUAAACGUGCCAAGGGCCAGAUUCUCCUAGACCUGGUCUUCCAGCACCUGGAGCUCAUCGAAAAAGACUACUUUGGCUUGCAAUACGCUGAGAAUCCAACAGUUUAUCCCAAUUCUGAUGCUAUGAGAUGGCUAGACCCAUCGAAGCAGGUUAAAAAGCAGAUAAGAAGUAAGGGCGGUCAGUUUUUUUUCAAAGUUAAAUUUUACGUUUCUGAUCCAAGCAAACUUCAAGAAGAGUACACGAGGUACCAGUUUUACCUCCAAAUAAGAAGAGAUAUUCUUCAUGGAAAACUUCAACUUCCUACUAGCACUGCCUGUCUAAUUGCUAGUUACACCGUUCAAUCUGAGUUGGGCGAUUAUCAUCCAGAAGAGCAUGGGCCUGGGUAUCUAUCAAAAUUGCAGCUCAUUCCCGGACAAACUGAAGAAAUGGAGAAGAAGAUUUGUGAACUUCAUAAACUUCACAAAGGCCAAUUGCCAGCGGAUGCAGAGUUUAAUUUCCUGGAUCAUGCAAAGCGACUGGACAUGUACGGAGUGGAGUUACAUAAGGCAAGGGACUCGACAAACAAAGAGAUUCAAUUGGGUGUGACGUCAAUCGGGUUGGUGGUCUUCCAGAAUAAUAUUAAAAUCAACGUAUUUUCCUGGUCGAAAAUCGUAAAGAUUUCUUUCAAACGCAAGCAGUUUUUUAUUCAACUUCGCCGAGAGCAGUCGGAGAACUAUGACACUCUUCUGGGCUUCAAUAUGCAAACAUACCGCAGCUCAAAAAAUCUGUGGAAAGCAUGCGUAGAGCACCACACGUUCUUCCGACUCCACAGCCCGAAAAUGCGACCAAGAAGAUUCCCUCUGACUCUCAGCAGUCGGUUUACUUACUCGGGACGAACCGAGUUCCAAACGGUCGAGGACGGAAAGCAUCGUGCCAGAGUUGAAAGAACAUUCAUCAGAUCACCGAGUAAGCGAAUAGUUCACGGGGUGAACCAAGUGCCAAUUGAAGAGAAAGGUAAAGUUGUAAGCGCUCCAGCAAGACCUCCCAGACCUUACGACAAUAAAGUCCAGUCCCUAGGGUCGCGAGAACCGCGACAAGCUUGGGUCGAGGGGAACAACAGUGAUGAUGAGGGUGGUUUUUUGUCCCUCAGAGAGGAGAUAAACACGAGCACUCACACUCAAGGCGGAGCAUUUUCCCCAGUACUGGGCUCAAGAAUCCUCAGUUACGUUGAUGACGACACCGCUGAGAGAAAUAUUUACGAUUUGCCGGAUUACAGCGAGCCGACUAGUUCUCCAGCGCCACAGAUUCUUGAUGAUGGCUUGGUGACGAUAAGAUUGACACCUGAUGAGCAAGGCCGAUUUGGCUUCAAUGUGAAAGGAGGUCUGGACCUUGAUAUACCUAUCUUGUCAAGGGAUACGGGGAAUGGCGAGUUGACCUUGACUGUUCGUCCCAAUGCGCUCUACAACGCACUUGCUGGAACUGACGAAGCUUCUGAAGAAGAACCUCCCUAUAGAUACGUACCUGACGCACCACAUUCAGCGGUUGGCUCAGACGCUCUGGCCCAAUCAAUGUUACUCCUGGCAGACGGCCUCGCCAGCGGAGCCCUGAUAGCCCAGUACGAGCAACUCUACCGGAAGAACCCGGAACUGACAUCCUUGGAGUCAAAGAAAGCCGAGAACCAGAACAAAAACCGGUACCGAGAUAUUUCGCCGUAUGAUGUCACAAGAGUUAUUCUCAUGGGAUGUGUUAAUGGCGAUUAUAUAAACGCGAAUUACGUCAACAUGGAGAUUCCCGGGUCGGGGAUUAUAAACCGGUACAUCGCGACCCAGGGCCCGUUGUCUUCCACAGUUGCUGAUUUUUGGCAAAUGGUCCUAGAAGCUGGCAGCACUCUGGUAGUGAUGUUGACCACGCUUGUAGAAAGAGGACAACGCGUCCGAGCUGCCAGAACAGGAAUGGUCGAACCAGCUGUUGUCCACUGCUCGGCAGGUAUCGGACGCACCGGAGUUCUGGUGUUGAUGGAAACGGCUUUGUGUCUUAUAGAAGCCAACCAGCCUGUCUAUCCGCUGGAUAUUGUUAGAUCUAUGAGAGAUCAACGCGCAAUGAUGAUUCAAAAUGCUAGUCAGUACAAGUUUGUCUGUGAAGCGGUCCAUAAAGCAUACACCGAGGGUAUCGCAAAACCUCUUAUAGAAUUUAGUAGAUAA